Messenger RNA from Etheostoma cragini (Arkansas darter), 2967 nucleotides. RefSeq lists its product as uncharacterized. The transcript has 8 exons. Lineage: Eukaryota; Metazoa; Chordata; Actinopteri; Perciformes; Percidae. The record is from RefSeq and is a predicted model, not a curated record. Gene Ontology annotation, molecular function: zinc ion binding. Bases 377 to 1906 code for a protein of 509 amino acids.
CCCCCGCAUCAACCUGCUCAGUUAGCUAGCUAGCUGUUAAAGGAUUGUCUGUCGCGCAGGUGUGUCGACACGUCCUUUUAUGUGAAAUGCCGAAAACUCCAGAUGAGAAACUAGCUAGCUAAAUGCCCGUUGACUGGAAUGUUUCCUCGGACUCCCUAAAACAACCCGGACUGUGGGAGCAAAUAAAGCAACGGGUUGUAAUGUCAACAUGUUAUUAACGCGAACAAGUGCAAGACAGGUGGACUGCGGCUUUGAGAUUUGAGACGUUAGCCUCAUCGGUUGAUAGCUUGUACAUGGGCAUCUGUGUUUCAGCUUUGUACCAAGAUAACCUAUAAGGACCUAACGUGACAUUAUCAACAGUUUAAAUACUGACAUAAUGGCCACAGCCCAGUCAGAGCUUUCCAGCGUCUUGAAGGAGGAGCUCACCUGCCCAGUGUGCCUGGACUUGUACCGCGACCCCCACUUGCUUCCUUGCGGCCACAACUUCUGUAAGACCUGCCUGGAUCGUCUAAAGCGGCAAGCAGAUCGCGGCCGCUUCCGCUGCCCAGAGUGCCGCGAAAGCCACCGGUGUGGCAUCAGCUUCCAGAAAAACUUCAAACUAGCAAAUAUUUCUGACGACUACCGUCACCGAUGCAGAUCUACUACUGCAGCUGCUACAGCUUUAAAAUCCAGGGAAUUGCUGUCGUUUUCUCUGUCACCGCAGCAAGCCAAGUGUCUGUUUGCUGUUCCAUGUGACUACUGCCCUUCAGUUUCCUCAGAGGCAUCAAGUAUCAGUGCUGUUGGAGAAGGGUCUUCUGCUGCUUCUGUUUCUCAGGACGAGGGUUACAAACAGGAAGCCACUGCUGCUGAGUCAAUGUUUGCAGUCAAGACGUGCCUGAAGUGUGAGGUGUCAAUGUGCCAGGAGCAUGUCAAGCCACAUCUUGAACUGCCAGCGUUCCGCGAGCAUCCACUGACAGAACCGAUGAACGACUUCUGGAAGAGGAAGUGUCCAGAUCAUGAUGAGAUAUACAGAUAUUACUGCAUGGAUGACAAGAUGUGCGUGUGCAACGCCUGCACCAUAGAAGGAGGACACUCGGGACACACAAUUAAGACCCUAAAAAACACGAUGAAAGAUCUCAAGGGCACGCUGGAUAAGCAGCUGUACAGGGUUGAAAGGAAGUACAGCAUGGCAGAGAAAAAACUCCAGGAGCAGAGAGAGAAAGAGAGACAAAAUAAGAAGUUUAUGGACGACUCUGAGCAGUGCUUGACCCGGCUGGGGGAGGAGAUGAAGGCCAAAAUACUCCGAUUUGUCACCAGAUUGCGAGAAUGCGCACGCACUCAUUCUGACACCAACGGUCCGGCGAUUCAGAAGAACAUCUUUAAGAUCAGCCAGGACCAGGUCCGUCUCCAGGAGGUCCGCUGUAGCAUCGAAAGCCUCAUGCAGGAAAGCGACCCUUUCCGCUUUAUUGAGGCACACAGGACAACAGGAAAACAGUGUCGUAGGCAGCUAAGAAAAGACAUGUACUACCCAGAAUACGUCGACAUGGAGACGGAGGUUCUUGGAGUGAUGAUGGAGGACGAAAUGAGAAAAUUCCUUGAUGAGGAACUACCGUGUCACAUUGUUGCUGCCAUUAACUCCCUGUGUCACCUGUCGGAUCAUGAGGAAGAGGACCAAGAGGAGAAUGAGGAAGAGGCUGUGGAGGAUGAAGACGACGACGACGACGACAGCAGCGAGGAAAUGAGGAGCGAGGGGGAGGAAGAGGAUGAUGAGGAAGACGAUGACGAGGAAGGAAAUGACCAGAGUGGGCUGGCUGACGAUCUUUACAGCCCAGGGGAGGAGGAGGAGGAGGAGGAAGAGGAGGAAGACGAUGAAGAGGAAGACGAUGAAGAGGACGAGAACGAAGAAGAGGAGCACGAGGAGGAGUGAAGAAUUUUAGGACUGGGACAGGAUUUGGAUACAUAUAUUUUUACACCUAUUAAAGCACUUUGGAUUUGAUUGUUAACUGCGAGUGCCAUGUACAGUUGAGGACUCAAGCAGUUAUCACAUUUUGCCUCAAACCCUGGUACUAAACUCUGAGAUGACACACUGAAUGAUAUCAGAGCUUCGAUUCAGCUGGAUUUAAAACAAACUGCACUGAGAAUCUCAUGCUAAACCUGUGUUAAACUUAAGGUGCUUAAAAGUAGAAAAUGAUUGCUGUAUGCAGAAACACACGUGAAUGUAUAUUGACAGAAUGUGUCUGGAAGGACUCAAAACACUUCAUUUGGAAUUUAGUAAAAUCUCUGCAUGUCUGGAUUUUGACCACUCUGCUAAGAAUUUUAAAACGUGAGUAAUUUGCCUAAACGGAAUUGAGUUGAUUUGAUCUAAUUUGUUUUGAGAACGCUUUUUUGAAAUAACUAGUUGCUGUUUCUUAAAUUUCCAAAGCAUAGGUAAGAAAAUGUUUGAAUCCCUUGAGUUUCCCAGGUUUCCGUCACCAUAGUAAGUCUUUUAAACAGUGUCCAUGUAAACAGAUUGGACCUGAAGGAGAGCAAACACGCAACCAACAAUUUACUUGAAGGAGUCCUGCGUUAACGGAUUGUAUUGAUUUGUUUAUUUCAUUCUUGCUUCAGUUUUGCAAGCCAAAGAGAGAGUGAGUGUGUGUGUGUGAGUGUGUGUGUGAGAGUGUGUACUUUAAAAAGUUUUGUUUGCUUGGCAUGACAUUAGAAAAAAAUUGCAAUGUUGAGUCUAUACAGACUUUAGGAUGACUUUGCUUUUCAUAUUUGUGCUUUAAAAGCAGUUAAUGCAUUGUUUAAAAAAAUGUUCCUAUGCACAGUGUAUACAGUCUCAAAAUAUAAUUUUCAGGCGACAAAGGAUUUUGCACUUUGCUACAGAAAAUGCUAUGUUAGGCCUGAACUAUUUGAAUGUUAAAAGUUGAUUAUUUUGAUACGGGUGAUUUUGUGAGGGGCCAAACUGAAAUAUGAAUACAUAAUAAUAAAGUAUGUUGAAAUGUG